AACUGAAGAAAUGUGACAAUUCAACGGUCAUUUUCAUGGCGAAGGGAAAACUGGUGCGAAAGGAGUUAUUCUGGGACUCCUUUGAGCCUCGAAACGCUGGAUCAAAAUGCUCAUAGUGGAGAAGACCACAGACUUCCCCUCUGCUGAGUUCUCCCUGGUGGAGGAUGUGGCUCUGCACUUCACCUGUUUGAUGGACAGGCUGAACGAGCAGCGCCUCUUCCAGCCUGACCUGUGUGACGUCGACAUCGUUCUGGUGCGUCAGCACAGCACCUUCCCGGCCCACAAGGGUGUGCUGGCCGCCUACAGCCCUUUCUUUCACUCCCUUUUCGCCCAAAGCAAACAGCUGCGGCGGGUGGACCUGUCGCUGGACGCCCUGACCUCUCAGGGCCUGCAGCAAAUCCUCAACUUCAUUUACACCUCCAAACUGCUGGUGAGCAGCCGCACUGUCCGCGACGUGCUCAACGCCGCUACCCUGCUUCAGAUGAGCGACAUUGCAGCCUCCUGUCGCGACCUCAUCAGCAGCCACUCGCUGAGAAGCACCUGCGCAGAUAUGGCCAAUCAGGAAGGGCUCGGCGGUGGUGACCCAGCUGCUGUAGCGAUGCCCUCCAGUCAGCUGUACUCGGAGAUAAAACAGGAGUCAGAGCUGGGGAGGGUGUACAAAAGGGAAGGCAGCAGCCCGUUCUCUGUUAGAGUGGAGGACUCAGGAAAGACGGCCUCCCAGCAGAAGCAGUAUUACCAGAAGGAGGACGGGGGGGCGAGCACAGGUGUGGCUGCUUUGUGCAAAGUUGAGAGCAAUGGGGAGGAGUCAAAGACCGCGGACGGCCACGCCUCCUUCAACAGAGACCAGAUCAUUGUUGAAGUCAACCUCAACAACCAGACACUUAAUGUGUCAAAGGGUUCGGAGAGCAAAUCGGCAACAGCCGCAGAGGCUACCAUGUUUGGACGUUGCCAUGACGAUGAAAGAGAUUCAGAAGACGAUGAGGACAACGAGGUGGAGAAUGAUGACACAGUUGGAGAAGAGGAUGAUGACCUGAACCUGAAGAGGGGGGACAUACUGGGUCAGAGCAGCGAAGAGGAAGAUGAAGAGGAAGAUGAGGAAGAGGAGGAGAACACCCUAAACAUUCCAGGCUUGGAGCAGCCGGCCAUGUUGGAUCGACCUCGCCGGGGCACCAGAGCCUUCGCCAUGGCGGGGACAACCGCCUCCAUGCGACAGACUCUUGCAGAGGCCACACUGGCCAACCAGCGGCAGGGCGGGAAGAGGACGCUGGAUGCGGAGAGCCUGGGCCAGAAAGUGAGGCUGGAGGAGAAGCAACAUUUCCCGUGUAAGAAAUGCCCUCGAGUCUUCAACAACCGCUGGUACCUGGAAAAACACAUGAACGUCACUCACAACCGCAUGCAGAUCUGCAACAACUGUGGGAAACGCUUCCUGCUGGAGAGCGAGCUGCUGCUGCACCAACAGACGGACUGUGAGAAGAGCAUCCAGUGCGUAACGUGCGGCAAGGCCUUCAAAAAGCUGUGGUCGUUACAUGAGCACAACAAGAUCGUCCAUGGCUACGCCGAGAAGAAGUUCUCCUGCGAGAUCUGUGAGAAGAAGUUUUACACCAUGGCUCACGUCAGGAAGCACAUGGUCGCCCAUACGAAGGACAUGCCGUUCACCUGUGAGACGUGCGGGAAGUCGUUCAAGCGCAGCAUGUCCCUGAAGGUUCACUCUCUGCAGCACUCAGGAGAGAAACCCUUCAAGUGUGAGAACUGUAGUGAGCGCUUCCAGUACAAAUACCAGCUGCGUUCCCACAUGAGCAUCCACAUCGGACACAAGCAGUUCAUGUGCCAGUGGUGUGGAAAGGACUUCAACAUGAAACAGUACUUUGACGAACACAUGAAGACACACACUGGAGAGAAGCCGUACAUCUGUGAGAUCUGUGGGAAGAGCUUCACGAGCCGACCCAACAUGAAGCGCCACCGCCGCACCCACACCGGGGAGAAGCCCUACCCCUGCGAGGUGUGUGGCCAGCGCUUCCGCUUCUCCAACAUGCUCAAGGCCCACAGGGAAAAAUGCUUCCGUGUCAGCAACCCCAUGGUUACCGAUGGCAACGACUCCCUCGGCCUCCAUCAGCCUCUGGCCUCACCUGUCGUGGACUCUUCCAGCCAGGUGCAGCUGGGGACGGCGCUCCCUGCCACGUCUGCGACCACACCCGCUGCUGCCUCAAGCCCACACCCCCUCCAUGGCACCCAGCUGUCUCUCCCCCUGCUGCACUCCAUGGGGGGGCUGCCUCCCACCCCUCAUUUACCCCCACCGCCUCCCCUGUUCUCUGCCGGUAGGAUGAACUCCAACAACUAACAAAUCUCUGUAGCAUCGAAAGCACUUUUGUUACUUUUGUUUUUCGUAGAGCUUUUAAGAGGACUCCUGCAGCAGGAGAGUGAUGCACCUCAGUGACAUUUACACUGAGGGGAAAAAACUUUCUGAAGGCUACACGGAGGCCUCAUGAAAAAACAUACAUACACCUUCCACAAUAAGAAAUAGUUAUUUUUUACUCUGUUAAAUACAAUAGAUAACCUCAGAGUCCAGUAGGACGUGUCGUCACCGCGCUUCUCUUUGAGUCUCACGACUCUGUUCUGGUUUCAUUUGGGAUUUUCCGCCACCACACACAUCUCUCCAGAGCCUUGCACAAUGCAUUGAUUGUAGCAUCUUUUACAAAGUGGGAGGGAGAGUUUCCUGAAUCCUCACUCAUACGAGGAGUCAUCAGUCGAGCGAGAACCACACUCUGAUGAGAUUUAAAUGUUUUAUUUUUGAUCGUUCUCUGCCAAUAUGUAGCGAGUGGUUCUGGUCUGACCCAGCAAUAACCAAAUGCUGACUUGUCUCUGAGCAUAUACAUGUAUAUGGCAUUGCCAGUAACCAAAUCCUGUUAGCUCACCUGUUAUAGUUAGAAAAUGUUAUACAGCAUUUAUAAUCGAUCCUGCACCUUACAUUUAACUCUAGUGAUAUUUAAAAUGUACUCCUAAUUGUCUCAAUUUUUAUAAUUGUGAUAGUGUGUAAUUCGUGGCACGUUACGUCAAUUUGUAAGGACGCAAGAGAAGUUGGGAUGCGUGGACAGUUGGCUGAGCAAUGCUGUGUGUGUGUGUGCGUGCUUGUGUGUGUGUGUGAGAGAGAGAGUGAGAAAUGAGGCAGAGAUGUGAGAUGAAGAUCUACGUUCAGCUAAUCAACGCUUUGAGCUUCCCCUGAGUUAGGAGAUGGAGUAAUUUGUUGACUCUCAUCUUUUGCUUACAUUAAGCAAGCGUGCUCCUCUCCGGUAGAUCUGGCUUUGAGACGGUAUCGCACUUUUCUGUGACUUGUUAGUAAAAACCUAAUGUACUCAGACCUACAGUAUAAUUGUAGGUUUAAAAAUCUAAUGUCAAUGUUAACUUACACUUCCCAACUAAACCUGAUCUGUGUAAUUAGUUUGCAGAGAGCGUAGGGAUAAUAAUAUUCACAGAAACCUGCUUACGUAGCUCAUUAAGUGUGCACAUUUCAUCCUGAUAUAUAUUAUAAAACAAUAAACCUUAUAUUCCAAUACCUAAAUCUCUCAAAGAGCACUGACAGUGAAAACUUUUAGCACAACAGAGCGCAUCACUAAAAGGGCUCCUUAUGAUUACACAACUAUUAUAAACUAAUCGAUUUCUUCUAUGAGUGAUCUGUAGAAGUUUGGGACAUGCAGUAUGUAACCCCCCUCCAACAUUUGUGGCUCUGUGUGCACUUUUGACAAUUACUUGUCAUCAAUCUACUGGAGUAAAACUGAAAGAAUAGAAUUGAAUCAUUGUCAGGAAAAAGUUUUCUUCUCUGACAUUUUGGGAAAUACACUUAUUUGCUGUCUUGCGGAGAGUUGGAUGAGAGGUUCGAUACCACUGUCUUGUCUUUAAGUUAAAUAUAAAGCUACUGCCAGCAGCUGGUUAGCUAAGUUUAGUACAAAGAGUGGAAACAGGGUGAAAUAGCCAGCUUGGCUCUGUCUAUAGUGAAAAAAAAUCACCUACCAAUGCCAAAAACUUAGUAAUUAACCUAUAAAAUCCUGUGGGUUUUAUCCAUUAAAAAAAAAAGAUUUUUAAAAACAGUAAUUUGUGUUUUUACUGGGGGUUAAAAAGAGUUGUAUUUUAGCUAGCCUGGCUCUGCUCAAAGGGAACAAAAUAUAUAAGUCCCUCCAGUAUUUUGUGGUAUUUUGGGGGAUUUUUGCGGCAUAAAAUGCCUGAUUUCACAGCAGCUUUUCUUUGCAAAAAAAAAUUGCAAUUCACGUUGCUAUGUUAGUGAAAGUUAUAAAAUUGCAAAAAAGUUUCUUUUUUUUUAUUAAUACUAUUUUGUAUAAUUCAUUUAAAAAAUGAAGACAACUUAUUUUAAACCAUGUUCAACAAUGUAUUCAUUAAUUUUCUAUACCUAAACUUUUAAACACAGUUAGUCACACAAACAGUCAACCACACCGCUAUCACUUUGUGAUGUACACAGUAACAUUUACAUUAACCGUCAUUAUUUAAUGUCAGUCACCUUGAUUAUUUCAGCACUUGCAAUAGACAAAUGCAACAUCCUCCGUCAUGGUGAUCGAUCUUCUAUGGUGUCCACACAUUUUAGCCAUUACCUGUUCUGUGUUUUGCUCGAUAAAAGUGUUUGUGUUUCACCACAAUGUGCAAGUGGUAAAAAGUUCACCACCACUUUCGUGCAGAACAUCAGGGCAUUUC
Molecule: messenger RNA, 4698 nt
Organism: Plectropomus leopardus (leopard coralgrouper)
Lineage: Eukaryota; Metazoa; Chordata; Actinopteri; Perciformes; Serranidae
Gene: zbtb47b
Product: zinc finger and BTB domain containing 47b
Biological process (GO): regulation of transcription by RNA polymerase II
Cellular component (GO): nucleus
Molecular function (GO): DNA-binding transcription factor activity, RNA polymerase II-specific; protein binding
Source: RefSeq, a predicted model, not a curated record